AUGAUAUUCGGUUUACAAUAUAUUUUUCUUUGGAUAGCAUGUUUGAGAUGUGUCUUUGGUGAAGAAAUCAGCAAUGUUGAAUUUUCAUCUUUAGAAUAUACACCUCUACAUGAUGUACUUUACCCUCAUUUAACUUGGUCUACAAGUUUAAAAUUUAACCUACCAGAUGCUUCUUUGAUUAAUGAAGGUGAUCACUUUACCCUUACCUUUUCUCGUGUCUAUCGUGCCAAGUUUGAUGGUAACAACAAUACAUUCUUUGUUUCCCUUGAUGAUGGUACAAAUUUAUUCCAAUGUCUUCCAACUCAACAAGCUGCCUACCUUUACAAUGAAACUGUCAUUAGUUGCUAUGCUUUAACUCCUUUGUAUGAUUAUCAAUCAUUAUCAGGUGUAAUUACAUUAGGUUUGUCUUUUAAUAACGGUGAUCGUCUUACUUCUAAUGCUUUAGAAAAUGCAAAGUUUUUCCAUAGUGGUGAAAUGGAUCUUCCAAUCCAUGAACAGUUAUCUGCUUCUAUCACUUUUGAAGCUGCCACAUUCAACGAUGUUAUUUAUGCAGUUUCUCGUACAACUACAUAUGACUCUUUGGAAUCUUACUUUUUAUCUAUGAAAUGUGAAAAUGGUUUCUUGGUCGGCGGUACUCAAGAAAUUAAUUUUGAUGUUAAUAAUGGUGGCUACACACUAGAUUGUUCUUCCAUACAAACCUACAUUUCAGAUAAGUAUAAUGAUUGGUGGUUCCCUACUGAUUAUGAAGAUUCUAAAGCUGAAGUAUACUGUUUUGGUAACAAUUUAUGGAUCACUAUGCCUCAAACUAAACCAAAUUUCACUCUUUGGGUAAAUGCUCUUCAAUAUGUCCCAGAAGGACAACAUAAUAUUCGUCAAGAAGUCAGUGUUGAAUAUACAUGUUCCAAUACUAUUGCCCAUACUCAAACUGUCCAACAAUUUAGUACAUUGAUUGAUCAUGUUAUUGAUGAAGGUAAACAAGGAGGUAUUAUAUCUGGUCAAACUAAAAUGCCAGUCACUACUACCACUACUACUACUGGCUGGACAGGUUCCUUUACAUCUACAUAUUCAACCGAAUCUACUUUCACCGUAGGUACUGACAGCAAAUCCACACCAGAAGUCGUGAUCCAUGUUGAAACUCCAAGCACCAAGAUCACUACUACUACUACUACUGGCUGGACAGGUUCCUUUACAUCUACAUAUUCAACCGAAUCUACUUUCACCGUUGGUACUGACAGCAAAUCCACACCAGAAGUCGUGAUCCAUGUUGAAACUCCAAGCACCAAG
Vanderwaltozyma polyspora DSM 70294 is the source of this 1284-nucleotide messenger RNA. It is a transcript of the gene SAG1, whose product is annotated as Sag1p. The transcript has a single exon. NCBI's taxonomy places the organism in Eukaryota, Fungi, Ascomycota, Saccharomycetes, Saccharomycetales, Saccharomycetaceae. The annotation marks the transcript as partial. Gene Ontology annotation, biological process: flocculation. The record is from RefSeq and is a predicted model, not a curated record.